GUUCACGUGCCGUCGCAAUUUGCGUGUAGGGGGAGUGGAAAUGAUGGCGACUGAUGCAUCGGAGAUAAUGAUCCAAACAAACCCCAGUCCCGUCCCCGACAACAGUUUCACCACAAUGUCUCUUAAAAUGACCCGGAAAAACCAGCAUAGUCCCUGGAAAUUGAGACUUAUUUACCUGCAGUGCUAUUUCUUGAGCAUUGCAACCAUACUGGGGACUGGUAUCCUAGGUCUGCCAGUGACAAUUGCACAUGCUGGACUGCUGCCGUUCCUCAUCACCUUUCUCAUUGGCUUCCUCGUCCAGGGCCUUGUGAUCUACCUGUUUGUGGAGCUGCUUCAAAGAUGCCAGGUGGCGCAGGUAGAAUCGCUGAAGGGCGCCUCCACUGAGCAGAUUAUAAUGGAACAGGUGGAGGAAGGGGAGGUGGUGCCUGCAAGAGCAGCUCACACAGAAGAGGAGGAGGAGGAGGAGGUGGGGGACGAAGAUGAAGGGGAGAGUGCAGACACAGGCCUACUCACGCCCGAUGCAGAGGUGGAUGUCCAGAGCCAAGCCCAGAGCUUACAGCCCAACCUGCAUCUCCUGGGCCGUCUCUUCCUCAGCAGGCCCAUGAGCCAUGCCUUUGACUGCAUCAUCCUCUUUCAAUUUAUCUCUGUCGGAAUCAGCUACGUCCUGGCAGGCAGUGAAGCCUAUGCUGCUCUAUUCAACGUCAGCCACAUCUAUGUGAUCCCACUCUUCACCUGGAUCCUGACUCUGUCCAUCCUAUUGGCUCAGCUAAUAAUACAGCCAAUCACCUCCCUGCUCACCCUGUUCAAAGGACUCCUGCUCAUCGUCACGGUUGCCGUGACAUUUGUGGUGGGGUCAGAGGUGGGCCUGCAGAGCAGCGCUGACUUCAGCCAGAUGGGGAAGCCUUUCCUGAUGGGCACCGUGGCUCUGGGAGGGAUAGUGAACGUGAUGCCUAUGCUCUUCUCACAGAUCUCCCACAACAAGAACCAGAUCCUGUGGUUCAGGAGAGCUGUAUUAGCGGGACUCACCACAUGCGCUGUGCUCAACAUUCUCUGGUGUUGGGCCAUCCUGGAGAUAGUGCCCCAGACCACCUCCUCGCAGGGCUCAGUGGCGGGCGGUGCGGCACAGCGCUCCAACGCCAGCCGCGGCGGAAACGUCACCCCCUUCUCACCUCCACCUCCGGAGUAUUCCUACAUUUCGCUCGAGGCGUCUGAAAAUGCAGGAGAAAUUGCAACGAUUCCCCUGACUAAAAUCAUCAGGGAACAACACAAGGCCUACUGCUGGGUGUCAGAACUGAUCCAGAUCUUCAUCGCCAUCAGCAUCACAGUCUCUUUCCUCGUGAUGGGCUCUGCCAUGAAACACACUAUUGAUGGCCUGGUGAGCUCCUUUUGGACGGACAGACUGGAGGUCUUAUCGAAGGCCUGGGAGCGGCGCUUUUCCACCAGGCUGCAUGUCUUCUCAGCCAAGAGCCUUGCCAGUGGGUGCGUGUCAUUGCUGGCGUUUGGGACCAUCUUUGUCAUCUCGGCCUGCGAUCCAAGGGGUUUCGUUGUGAUGCUGGACAAGGUGGUGUCUUUGUUCCUCAACACCGAGGUGGGGCUGUUUGUCUUCGCCAUGCUACAGGCCUCCAAAGCACACCGGUUCCAACACCUCUCCAUUCCACUGCCGGUAAGCAGGCGGGUCUUCAGCCUGAGUUGGUUGCUUCCUGUCUACUUCCUGUUUGCCGUCGGUUACGACGUCCUGUUGACCCUGAUGGAGGUGGCCGAGAGCCUUCACAUCUACAAGCACGGCCCACUCAUGGCUGCCAACGGUAGCCCACUAACGCCAGCCAAUACUAGUUCUCCGUUGUGACUGUGACAGAUGGAGAUGGACAUGUGUGGGCGCCAUGGACAAAGA
Messenger RNA from Gadus morhua (Atlantic cod), 1891 nucleotides. RefSeq lists its product as uncharacterized. The coding region runs from base 41 to 1846 and encodes 601 amino acids. The transcript has 18 exons. Lineage: Eukaryota; Metazoa; Chordata; Actinopteri; Gadiformes; Gadidae. The record is from RefSeq and is a predicted model, not a curated record.